Molecule: messenger RNA, 3211 nt
Organism: Cyprinodon tularosa
Lineage: Eukaryota; Metazoa; Chordata; Actinopteri; Cyprinodontiformes; Cyprinodontidae
Product: relaxin-3 receptor 1-like
Exons: 3
Coding region: 382-1641 (419 amino acids)
Biological process (GO): immune response; G protein-coupled receptor signaling pathway
Cellular component (GO): membrane
Molecular function (GO): G protein-coupled receptor activity
Source: RefSeq, a predicted model, not a curated record
GUCAGGCGGCGGGAUGAGAGCCUUUCGAGUAUAAAAGCAUCCAGUCCGGUUCUGCGCUCACAUUCUCAGGAUGAAGAUGCUGACGAACCGUAACAGAAUAGAUUGAUAUUUUUCUUUUUUAACAUUUCCCCUUUAUUAUAUUCAAAGAUAUACAUUUUUGCUUCAAGUUUCCAUUUGAAUCACCGAUAUGUGAGAAGAGAACGCGGUGCGCACUUUGGACUUUGAGCACCAAACGCAGGAGGAGGAAGAUGGGGAGUUUUGUCUCCAUAUUUGUGCACCCUCAGUGCGGAGGAUAGUUUGGCACAUGAGGAAAAGCUAGGGACCUUUAUCUCUACAAAAAGAAAAAGAAAAAAAAGUGCGCCUUUAUUUCUCUGCACAAGCAUGCAGAGCAACAUCAGCUCCCCCGGACCCCCCACUGGACUGAGCGCGUGCGGAGGGCAGGAGGAGGAAAUAUCCGAGCUGGUCAGCCCUACGGGAGUAGGGUCCAACCUCCCAGUUUUCAAUCUCUCACUCAACUGCUGGCUUCACAUCCUCUCCAAGGAGUCCUCCCUGGAUCAGCAUGGAGACAGCGCAAACCUGCCAGUGCGAGUCCUCAUUGCCAUGGUCUACCUGGUGGUGUGCGUCCUGGGGCUGGUGGGGAACCUCUUGGCUCUCUUUCUUCUCCACUCCCGCCGCCGGGGCCACCACCACUCCGCCAUCGACUGCUUCGUGAUGAGUCUGACCAUCACUGACCUCCAGUUCGUCCUGACCUUACCAUUCUGGGCUGUGGACACAGUGCUGGACUUCCGCUGGCCGUUUGGUCGGGUCAUGUGUAAGAUUGUGAGCUCUGUCACCACCAUGAACAUGUAUGCCAGUGUUUUCUUCCUCACGGCAAUGAGUGUGACCCGGUAUCACUCCCUGGUUACUUCCCUGAAGAUGAGCAGCCCAAGGAUCGCCAUGACUCGGGCCAAGUGGGUCAGUUCGGCCAUUUGGGUGGUGUCUCUUGUGGCAACGCUGCCCCACGCUUUCUACUCCACCACCGUUCAGGUGUCGGCAGAUGAUGAGCUCUGCUUAGUUCGGUUUUCUGACUCCGACUCAGGUCACUGGGAUCCCCAGGUCUUGCUUGGGCUCUACCAAACACAGAAGGUCCUUUUAGGAUUUGUAGUUCCCCUGAUCAUCAUUUCUGUCUGCUAUCUCCUUCUACUGAGGUUCAUCUUGAGUCGACGUGUUGUGGGCAGCACGGUUGGCAGCGCUGGCAGCACUGAGAAAUCAGAGCACGAAAGAGGACGGCACCGCAACCGCUCCAAAGUUACUCGUUCCGUCACCAUCGUAGUCUUGUCCUUUUUUAUCUGUUGGCUGCCGAACCAGGCUCUCACCCUGUGGGGGGUACUCAUUAAGUUUGACUUGGUGCCCUUCAGUAAAGCCUUCUACAACGCCCAAGCCUAUGCCUUUCCCCUGACUGUGUGUCUCGCUCACGCCAACAGCUGUCUCAACCCAGUGCUCUACUGCCUGAUCCGAAGGGAGUACAGGGCUGGACUGAAGGAGCUCCUCCUGAGAGUUUCUCAUAAUGUCCGAAACAUUCUUUCUCUGGCUCUGAGAGGAAGACGAGUGGAGGAAGCACCCACCAGCACCAUUGUCAUACAUAAGGACAUCAAUAUGUAAUUUCUGCUGUCACUGAAAAUUUUGGAAAAGCUUAGCUAAGUUUAGCUUUUAUAUAAAGAAGAUACGUAAGCGCAAACCACCUUUCAAGGUUGACAAAGUGUAUUUGGUUACCAUGGGAAACAAGCAGGCCUCGUUGUUUACCUUGUUGUCAUUUCAACCUCCUGUCUGGUUGUUUGUGUUUGACAUAUCUAAUUGAUCUCAUGGCAUUUUCUGAAACAAUGACUAGUUUACAUAAGGUGCAUAGUUAUAUUUAUUUGCCAUUGCAUUGCUAAGAGUUUAUUUUUUUAUUCCAUAUAUUUCAGAUAAAAAGUAAGCAAUGGCCACAAUGACAUCUAAUCUAAAUUAGGAGAAAUCCUCCGCGGAGAAAUAUUAAAGGCUAAUUGUGAUCACCAACAGAUUUACCAUAAUAAAUAUACAGACCUUUUUUUUCACAAGUGGAUGAUGCUAAUAACAUAUUUUGCCUGCAUAAAAACAUAUUGCUGCUACCGAAACUGAGAGAGGUGUGAAAAUUGCAAUUAAUCAUCACAGUUGACACCUUUUUUUUGUCUUUGAGGAAGCUGUAUUGGAUUUUCAGAUCAGUACAGAUGUUUUUCAAAGUUUAGAGUUAGAAUAUAAAAAUUCAGGUGUGUUAAGGUUAAUACUAAUCCAUAAAGAAACUGUAGGAUUGUAGGUUUUCAAGCAUGGACACUGACUUUGGCUGUGUAGGCUCUCGAAGGGGAAUCAUAAAGAUAUAUUUUUACUGAAAUCCUUCCUAAUUAUAUCUAAUUUAAUGACAAUCCAAGUAGCAUUUCUAUGGGAGACAUUUUUAAUGGUUAAGAUACUUUAGCUCCAAAGCCUUUUGAGAGGCAAAUUUAAAACCGUAUCAUCUAAAUGAUUUAUAGCAGAGUAAUAGAACUUGAGAUGACAUUUAAUUAGUAUAACUUUAGUUGAAUUAGUAAUGUUAAUGUGUCCUGCCAUUUCACUUGCUGCAAUAUAUAUGCCUUUUCAUAUUGCAGCAGAUGUCUUAUCGUUUCAGCUAGAAAGCUGCAACAUACUGUUAGCUAGCUGUUACUACAAUGAUGUGAAAUUGCAUGAACUCCCUUCUUGCCUAAUAAAUUCAAAACUCCAUGAGGUAUUCUUAGUCAAAUUUGAAAUGACAUAUUUACAUAAAACCCCUGUAUAGCUACAAUGUUAUGCUAAUAUUAACAUGUUUACUCUCUUUUUAAAUGCAGCUUGUCAGUGGAUGAGUACAUAAUUCAGUGCAGUUACUGUCAAUUAGGGGGUUGACGAAGCUAAGCGAAAUCUUUUUUAUUGUUAAAAAGAUAUAUAUGUUUAUCUUUCAACAUAAAAAAAUAUCAAUCAGGGUUUUAGCUCCUUGCAGAUCUUAGGCAAGGCAAGGCAAGUCAAGGCAAGGCAAGGCAAAUUUAUUUGUAUAGCACAAUUCAGUUCAAAGACAAUGAAAAGUACUUUACAUAAAAUGCAGGAAAAUAAAACAGAAUCAAAGCAAGUAGGAAAAAUAAAUUAAUUAAAAAAAAAUGCAGAAACAAAAAAGAACAUUAAAAACAGUUGGACUUUAAAGGAACUCAGGCUU